Molecule: messenger RNA, 2462 nt
Organism: Pelagomonas calceolata
Lineage: Eukaryota; Pelagophyceae; Pelagomonadales; Pelagomonadaceae
Source: the annotation of a GenBank genome assembly
CCCAGACCUCGCGCCGCGCGCCAAAGCCAGCCUCGUGCGCUGCCCCGAUUGCACCCGAGGGCCGAGGACACCCGUAGCAAGCUGCUGAGCGGCCAAGCGCUGCCUCAGCGACCGCGUGCGGAGUUAGCGACUCGCCAGCUGCCCCGCCAAGCCGGGCUGCCCUCUAGACGCGUGCGAACGCGCAGCAGAGGAACGAUGAAGAGCACGACGACAGCACGACUCCGCGCGCGGCGCGCCCAGGCCGCCGGCGCGGCGUUAGCACUGGCGUCCGCAUUGUAUGCGUUCCGCGGCGGCGCCCGCCAAGCGAUGAAGUUCACGCGCUUCGCCGAGGCCGAGGACGAGGACGAGGAGGACGAGGACGAGGUCGACAAGGACAUUCGCUUGAAAUUGGAGGGCGUUGUCAUCAUCGUUUCCGGGAUGAUCCUGCUGUCGAUCGGCUUCGAGCAGGGUCGCGAGGUCCUGUUCCACCGGACGUCCGAGUCCAUGCGGCCCAUUUUGACGUCCAUGUUUUCCGAAUUGACGACGCUGGGCUUCAUUUCCGUUACUUUGUUUGUCAUAUUUACCAUACCCUGGAUGGAGACUUUAUCAGAAUCUAUUUACGGGGAGGAGGAAGGGAGCGAGCUGGACGAGCUGAGCGAGACGGUGCACAUGGUGCUGUUUCUGGUCAUGGUGUUAUUCUUAGCUCAAGCCAUUGGGUUAGUCGCGCUAGGUAAUUCGAUCCAGAAGCAGUGGCGGCUCUGGGAGACGUCGUCUAUUAAUAAGUUGCCCAGAUCUAUUGUGGGCUACGUCGAAGAUAUCUCCAGGAGGCCCUUUGCCGUCAACUUGUUCACGCAUCGCCUGCCGGUGCCGUACCGCAUCCUGGUCUACAAAGCCACGCGGGAUACAUUUGUGAGAAACCACCUGGCCAAGACGCCGGACUUCGACUUUUCGGCCUACCUCUCAGCUUGUCUCGGGCACACGAUCGCGGAGAUCGUCGAAAUUCCCAUGAACACGUGGCUGUUCUUUGAAUUACUCUUGAUACUCUGCUGGGUGGCCUUCUUCAACCUCACGCAGGACUGGGGCCUGGUCAUGUGGCUCGUGAUAGGCUACUUCACGGGCCCGAUCUUAGCUGCCGUAUUACAUGCCAAGAUCCGCGGCAUCGUGCAAAUGCACUGCGCGAACGACAUAAGGGAGAUCCUGAAGGCCAAGGACAAGAAGCAGAUCGCCGUGUAUGGUGCGACCGGUCAUCACCAUGGAUUGGAAGAAAAUUACCACCUCAACUUCUGGUGCGGCAGUUCGACGAAGUCGGCCUUUACGUUGGACAUGAUCCGCGUCGUUUGUCUCGCGCAAGCGAUCUACGUCGCCGUGGCAGUGACCACAUACGUCCCGCAAGCCUUCGCGGCGUCGUGUGGCCCGGCCAUGGCCGAGUUUCUGUGUCUGGAUCCGCUGUGGGUGAAAUGCACGUUCCUCGUCAUUAUGUUCCUGCCUCCCAUCAUCGUCAUCACGAAGAUGCCUCGUAUUUUGGAAGACUUCACGGUCGCGUCCAACAUCGAUACCAUGGUCCACCACCGUAUUCUGUCGAAUGUCCAGCGCCGCUCGAAGACGGUCGCGGCGUUCGAGGCCCUCAAGGUCGUCCAAUGUCUCUCGGAUACGGCGACUCUGAGGGCGGUAUUAGCCGGAGAAAUGGGCGAAGGCUCGGCGGGCAACGUGUCCAAGGAGUUCAAGGAAAGGAUGGCCGAGCGCAAUCGUAAGCUAGCACAACUCUCGGCGUCCGGACGGAAACAGCUCGAAGCCCGACAGAAGCGCCACUGGCACCACGUCUUUGAAAUCUUCGACGACGACAACUCGGGGUUCAUCACGACAGAUGAGUUCCGAGAACUCGUCCAGAAAUUCGGCCAGACGAACGACACGAGCGUGAUCGAAAUACUGAUCAAACACCUGGACGAGGACGGGUCGGGCCAGAUCGAGUUCAACGAAUUCCUGGAAUUCGGCAUCGCGCUCGAGGCCUUCACGGAGUCGAUGGCCGACAAGGAGGAGAUGAAGGCAGGCAUGUACCGGUUGGUCGAUAAAGAUGACUCCGGUACGAUCACGCUGGCCGAAUUGUUCAAGCUACUAAAUGAGGAUCUGGGCAUCCACGUUUCCAUGGACGACGUCUACAAUAUUGUGGCGGACCUCGAUGAGGACGGAAAUGGGGAAUUGGACGAGGAGGAGUUCGCGGUCAUGCUGGACCGAUUGCACGUGUAUGACACGUCUACACUAGAUGAGGUGAUUGCGGAUGAAUCGACAGGUGAGGGGCUGGAUGCGAAUACUGGGGUGACGCUCUUCGAGUCGGUGUUCGGGGUUUCCUCAAUGUUCGGCCGCGACCGGUCGGACACGGGGGGGUCCGACGACUCCGGAUCGGGGAACCUCGCGGAGCACCUCCUCGACCCGCGGGCCUGCUGAGCGCCUUUGUGCGCUUUCGCUCGCGUAAAUUAAUUUAUCAG